GGAUCGCGAGCUUCAGCCGGGUCUGACUUGGGAUCCGAGUCCGCGUUCGGCUCCACUUCUCACCUGUCCGUCCUUGCCUUCCGGUCUCUUGGCUUCUGAUUGCCUUGUUUUUCCCGGACUGGGCGGGGGCAUCGCGGCGCUUGCCCCAGCUACUGCCCUGUCAUUAUCCCUCCGAACCGGCAGAGUCACCGGAAGGAGUUAGAUCCUUGAUUUGGAGGCCUGGAGUGGGUAGGAUCCCGGAGCCAUUGCGGGAUCUCCUGAUACAUUUCCCCCAGGUCAGCAGGGAGGGAGCUCAGAGUGCCCACUCCCACGCCAAGCUCACCGCAGGAAUCCAAGGAGGGUUGUUUAGAAGUGUUGUCAAGCAUACAGAGUGACAGUGUCUGGAGUGACUCUGCAGGUGGCAGGGAUCUGAGAGGACUCCUUUCUUCCUGCUCCUUUAACCAGCCAUCCUCUGGUGUGGGCUGCGGCUUCCUUGCAGAACGAACCUUCACCAGCCUCUGAACUGUGACCAUACACACACCUGUGCCUUCUUCCCUGCUGGGACCCUUCCUCUACGGCCAUGGUCUGGAGGACCCUAGGCGCAAGCAACUUUUCCAUCUGCCCCAAUGGCUCCAUCCAGUGGAUCUGGGAUGUGUUUGGUGAAUGUGCUCAGGAUGGCUGGGAUGAGGCCAGCGUGGGCCUGGGCUUGGUCUCCAUCCUCUGCUUUGCUGCAUCAACCUUCCCCCAAUACAUCAAGGCCUGCAAGACAGGGAACAUGGACCAGGCCCUGUCACUGUGGUUCCUCCUGGGCUGGAUCGGUGGAGAUUCCUGCAACCUCAUUGGCUCCUUCCUGGCAGACCAGCUACCCCUGCAGACCUACACGGCUGUGUACUACGUCUUGGCUGACCUCAUGAUGCUGACCCUGUACUUCCAUUACAAGUACAAGAACCGGCCUUCUCCGUUGUCUGCCCCUAUCAAUUCUGUGCUCCUCUUCAUCUUGGGGACAGUGUGUAUCACACCACUGUUAAGCAUCACUGAUCCUGUGGCUGUCCCCAGGGAAGGCUUCCGGGGACGGAUGCUCUUGUCUGUGGAGCCAGGCAAUAAGCCCUUCACAAAGAAGGAGGUCAUCGGCUUUGUCAUCGGCUCCAUCUCCAGCGUGCUGUACCUGCUCUCCAGGCUGCCUCAGAUCCGCACCAAUUUCCUACGGCAGUCCACCCAAGGCAUUUCCUACUCACUGUUUGCGCUGGUGAUGUUGGGGAACACGUUGUACGGGCUGAGCGUGCUGCUCAAGAACCCUGAGUUGGGCCAGAGCGAGGGCAGCUACCUGCUGCACCACCUGCCCUGGCUCGUGGGCAGCCUGGGUGUGCUGCUGCUUGACACCAUUAUCUCCGUCCAGUUCCUGGUGUACAGGAACCGCUCCGCUGCUACCGCCUCAGAGCAAGAGCCUCUCCUCCCAAGCUGACCUGUGCCCUGGAUGACGGGAACCUCGGCUGCCAUCCCAGGAAGAGCAAAGCGUGGGCAGUGACACUGCAGCCUCUGGACUGGGCCUAGGAGGCGGCCUGAGGGAGGCCUAGGAAUCUGGGCCUGGUUGCCUCCCGUCCAUGCUUGGACCUAGGACAGGUCUGGAGUUGGAUCAUGCUAUGCCGGGACAUUACCUCUCAGGUAUAAGACAGCUGCUCGAGGAGCCUGUAGAGGACCCAUAGCUGAGACUGCAGAAGAUGGUGUGGCCACCUCCCAUCCACCUACCUCAAUCUGCCUGUGCACCCCAGGCUACAUCCUAUCCAGGGGACCCAGGGUUGUCCCUCUGACUGGACACAACCUAGUAAACGAUACCUUCCAGCUGGGCCUGUUUCUGCUGCUCCUUCCCAUGACACUUGGGGUCUGGGCAGGGACCCAGGGUAAGUUCAUACUGACGGGGGAACCAUGUCCGGUAUCCAUGGGUCCUUGGCUUUUGAACUUUUUAUCUCUCUGCCCUACUCUAGUGGCGUGACAUGGCAGUAAUGGGGACACCUCAAUGGGCUCCCUGCUCCUGAGGCUCAGGAAGAGGCAGAUAACCAGGUGGGGUUUGGUUGGACAUCCCCAGAGGCUUGGCGUGACUAUGCUACUGCUCUGGCAUUCUCUCCGGGGCUACAUAGGGUGGGGUGGUCUGCCCAAAGCGAGGCACAAUGUCAGACGUCUCCUCCUGUAGUCAGAACUCAGCAAGGGUCACCUUGGAGGUAAAGAAGAGGGACAAACUGGUGCUUUCCUGAAGAAGGUGGUGACCAGAAGCGUGGGUGGAAGAGGAGAAGAGUGGGAGACAGGGCACAGAAGUGACAAGGCCGAAAGGAAGGGAGAAAGGGUGGUUGGUUCCAGCUCACUUUGUUCCACGUUCCUGUGGGCCUCCACCUUUUGGUGACUGGGGGCAGAGAACUAGCUGCCUUUCCUGUUAGCACAUACUUUUUUUUUUGUUUUUGUUUUUUUGUUUUUUCGA
Molecule: messenger RNA, 2449 nt
Organism: Microtus ochrogaster (prairie vole)
Lineage: Eukaryota; Metazoa; Chordata; Mammalia; Rodentia; Cricetidae
Gene: Slc66a1
Product: PQ loop repeat containing 2
Exons: 9
Coding region: 560-1441 (293 amino acids)
Cellular component (GO): lysosomal membrane
Molecular function (GO): L-lysine transmembrane transporter activity
Source: RefSeq, a predicted model, not a curated record